Diabrotica virgifera virgifera (western corn rootworm) is the source of this 806-nucleotide messenger RNA. It is a transcript of the gene Cyt-b5, whose product is annotated as cytochrome b5. The transcript is spliced from 3 exons. NCBI's taxonomy places the organism in Eukaryota, Metazoa, Arthropoda, Insecta, Coleoptera, Chrysomelidae. Gene Ontology annotation, molecular function: heme binding. Gene Ontology annotation, cellular component: intracellular membrane-bounded organelle; membrane. The record is from RefSeq and is a predicted model, not a curated record. The coding region runs from base 210 to 602 and encodes 130 amino acids.
ACGAAAAGCGCAAAGCGCAAGGCAAGGCGCAAAGUCGCAAAGGUUGAUUGAUGGCUGAUCGGUGAUCCUAGAAAAACGUCGUCAUCGGUCAUAGAUCAAGGUUCCUUUCCGACUUAUCAUAAAAUUAAAUCCAUUGAUUUGUUUAAGCAUUUUAUCAACUUAGGUGUUGGCGGUACGGUGCGUUCUAGUAUUAAAAUUUAAAAAGAAACAUGACCACAUUAUACUCUUUGGCCGACGUUAAAAAACACAAUGAUAAUAAAAGUACAUGGAUAGUAAUACACAACAAUGUUUAUGAUGUGACUCCGUUCUUAAAUGAGCACCCAGGUGGUGAAGAAGUUCUGCUAGAACAGGCUGGUAAAGAAGCUAGCGAGGCAUUCGAAGAUGUCGGCCACUCCAGCGACGCCAGAGAGCUGAUGGUCAAAUACAAAGUAGGGGAGGUCGUCGAAGAAGAACGUACUGCCGUUAAAGCCAAAAAUGUCGACUGGGGAGUAUCGAGUAACAACGAGAGUUCAUCGUCGCAGAAUUCCUUCAAAUCCUGGUUGAUCCCAAUCGCUUUGGGAGUGCUCGCCACCAUCUUGUACCGUGCCUAUUUUCAAUCCUGAGGAAAGUAGAUUUAAUUGAAUUGUCAAAGAACUCCGAUGAAAGCAUUUAUGGUUCUAGGGACUAUUAUUCAUAUAAUAUAGCUUAUUUUCUAUUUGAUAACUAUCAACUUAGAUUUAUUAUCCAAUUGUAGCUAGGACUUUGGUCUUAAAUUUGUUUUAAAAUAAUACAAGUUAAAUAUAAUUAAUUUUACAAUUAAGUGAAAA